Molecule: messenger RNA, 438 nt
Organism: Dioszegia hungarica
Lineage: Eukaryota; Fungi; Basidiomycota; Tremellomycetes; Tremellales; Bulleribasidiaceae
Product: calmodulin
Exons: 7
Coding region: 1-438 (145 amino acids)
Molecular function (GO): calcium ion binding; enzyme regulator activity
Source: RefSeq, a predicted model, not a curated record
AUGGCUGAACAACUUACCAAAGAAUUCAAGGAGGCAUUCUCCCUGUUUGACAAGGACGGAGAUGGAACCAUCACCACCAAAGAGCUCGGUACCGUUAUGCGCUCGCUUGGCCAGAACCCCACCCAGGCCGAACUCGAGGAUAUGAUCAACGAGGUCGACGCGGACGGAAACAACUCGAUAGACUUUGCAGAGUUCAUCACGCUCAUGGCGCGCAAGAUGCACGAUACCGAUUCCGAGGAGGAGAUCAGGGAGGCGUUCAAGGUGUUUGACAAGAACAAUGAUGGGCACAUUUCCGCAGCGGAGCUGAAGCACGUGAUGACCAACCUCGGUGAGAAGCUCUCGGACGCCGAGAUCAACGAGAUGAUCCGUGAGGCCGACAAGGAUGGGGAUGGAAUGAUCGACUACAACGAGUUCGUGACGAUGAUGUUGGCCAAGUAA